CGGAGCUCAGCUUCGAGCUGGAGCUGGACUAUUCCGGAGGCUUCCGCCUGGCCAUUGAUGUGGAGCUGCUGUUCGGGGAAAUCUGCCUUCCUGGCCGUCCCGUCUGGCCCGUCUACAGGGCCCGAGUCCGCCUGGUGCUCAGCCGCCUGCCCUUCAGUCAUUGGUCAGUCUGCUUCCUAGAGAGCCACUCAUAGACUUCCAGGUCCACAGCCAGUUCGAGGGACGACCCAUGCCACAGCUCACCUCCAUCAUCAUCAACCAACUGAAGAGGGUGAUCCGCAAGAAGCACACCUUCCCCAACUACAAGAUCAGGUACAAGCCGUUUUUCCCAUAUCAGGUGCAUCCGCCAACAGAGGAGCAGGAGGAGCGGACACUGACAUUGCAGGACUUGGGGCUGGCAGAAGGAAGGUUGAAGGUGUCACUGAUGGAUUGCAGCAGGUUGUUGAUGUUCGGCUCCUAUGACCAGGAAACGUACAUUCAAUGCACACUAGACGUCAGUAGUGCCCCCUGGAAGGAGAAGGCCAGAACUUCCAUCAAAAUGGUGGAGUUAAUUAAAGGGACAUCACAAAACAUUGGGCUGAUCCUGAUGCAGGCCAGAGAUGGAGACACAGGACAUAUCUGUGUGGAGUCAGUCAUGCCAAAUUCCCCCGCUGCGGGCAUGGACCUGAAGAAAGGCGAUCGCCUUAUUGCAAUUGGAGGUAUUAAGGUUACCUCCUCGAUGCAUGCAUUCAAGCUCAUCAAACAAGCAGGGGACAGAGUGCAGCUCUACUAUGAGAGGCCAGCCGGUCAGAACCAAGGUGGAGGCAGCCUUCAGGAGAACAUGGGAACAUUAGAAGAUUCAGCAUUCCCGCAGACAUUUGAGGAUGAAGCGGGUCUCUUGAUGGAUGCAGAAAACAAAGAAUUGGAUUCUGAGUUUGAAGACCUGGCAAGUGAAGUGAGACCUCCUGGGGAGACUAAAGAUGACAAUUUCCUGCCAGUAAGUCAAAGUCCAAAACGGAUUGUAGGAAAUCUUUCAACAAAAUCUCUGGGGUCCAUCUCACCCAUUCUGAGUCGCAAACCAAAUACAGCAAGUAACCAAACAGCAGCAAAGACUCCAGCAAAAUCGGGGAAAGUAAGCCCUCCAGAGAACCAAGAAACUACCCAACUCAACAGAACUUCAUCAGGAUCUGGCAUCAAGCCACCGGUACCCCCGAGACCUCAAGUUAAGCUAACCUUAACUACGUGUGAAACUCAGAAUACUGUGGAGCCUGUUGAGCCCUCCCUUGAUAAAGCAGAUAAAGCUCCUCCACCCUCUGUGAAUGGUGACAAGCUAGCUGAGAAAUCUGGAAAACAAGCAGAGGUUGGUGAAGAGUUCUCCGUUCAGAAACCCAGCUCCCUGAAACCAGAGGCUGCAAAAGACAGGACCUCAGAAGGUUCUACUAGUACCAGGGAGAGCUUAGAAGACCAAUAUGUGUGGGAAUCUCCAGAGACCUUGUACAGGAAUCGGCAAGGUCGAUGGACAAGAGCAUCUUGCAUUUUUGAUAUCGAAAACCACCACAGAUAUUUGAAUGUAGCUCUUUGGUGCCGAGACACUUUUAAAACUGGCAGUCUGUGUUGCAUCGGGCAUGUCAGCAUCAAAUUAGAAGACAUUUCUUUAGAAUGCCUUUCCACCUCCUCUCUGGAGUACCAUUCGCGAUUCCGGUUAAAUGCUCCAGAACCCAAAGCCAAUGUCAGCAGAACUGCACUAAGGAGUUUGAGCAUGCACAAGGGGUUCAAUGACAAACUGUGCUAUGGUGAUAUCACUUUGAACUUCAAGUAUCUGAUGGAAGGCGAGUCUGAGAACUCAAGCCUUCUGCUGGAGAAAGAGAGAGAUGCCAUUUUUACAGAAGAUAUGACCAUGCUGCCGAAAGAAGAGUUUCCUCCCCCCUCCGUGAAUUUUUCUGAAUCAAAGCAUAAUUUCCAAGACACUCAGUUUCAGAAUUCCACCUUGUGUGACCACUGUAAGAGGAAGGUGUGGACCAAAGCUGCAUCGCAGUGCAUGAACUGCGGCUAUGUCUGCCAUAAGAAAUGUCAAGAAAAGUGUCUUGCUGAAAACCCAUUCUGUGUGUCUCUAGAGAAGAGACCUGACCUGGAGUCCAAAUCUGUGGGAAACAGAACAGCGGGCAUCACCAGACAUAUCAUCAACACCAGCUCCCGGUUCUUGAACCCUCUGAGACAGGGAACUAAAAUGAGACAGCCAGAACAAGGAUGUGAUUUGGUUGAGCCUUCUCCAAAGCAAACCCCGAACACUUCAGACAACGAGAGCAGUGAUACAGAGACUGGUGGGGCAAACAGCCCUUCUAAGCGGUCUAGUGGCAGCUCGUCAAAAUUAGUCCGCAAAGAGGGAGGAUUGGAUGACAGUGUUUUUAUAGCAGUCAAGGAGAUAGGCCGCGAUCUCUAUCGAGGUUUGCCAACUGACGAAAGGAUACAAAAGUUAGAGUUCAUGUUGGAUAAACUCCAGAACGAAAUCGAUCAGGAACUGGAACAUAACAAUUCUCUUGUUAAAGAAGAGCGAGAGUCUACAGAAGCCAGGAGGAAAGCCCUUUUGUCUGCAGCACUGUCCAAGUCUGGUGAGAGACUACAGGCCCUCACAUUGCUCAUGAUCCAUUAUCGGGCAGGAAUUGAGGACAUUGAGUCUCUGGAAAACUCCUCUUUGGCUCAGCCUCGAAAAAUAGCGAAAUAUGAUGAAGAAUCUAUGGUGGUGUCUGAAGCUGCUGAUAAUGAGGAUGAGGAUGUACCGUUAGAGAUGAAGGCAGAUUUUAGUGACCCUACUGAGGAUAACCUGCCAGAUGCCCUUGAGGCAGAGUAG
Messenger RNA from Staurois parvus, 2827 nucleotides. Lineage: Eukaryota; Metazoa; Chordata; Amphibia; Anura; Ranidae. The record is from the annotation of a GenBank genome assembly.